Messenger RNA from Galeopterus variegatus (Sunda flying lemur), 2532 nucleotides. RefSeq names its product HAUS augmin-like complex, subunit 3 (gene HAUS3). NCBI's taxonomy places the organism in Eukaryota, Metazoa, Chordata, Mammalia, Dermoptera, Cynocephalidae. Gene Ontology annotation, cellular component: mitotic spindle; centrosome; HAUS complex. The record is from RefSeq and is a predicted model, not a curated record. Gene Ontology annotation, biological process: spindle assembly; centrosome cycle. The transcript is spliced from 4 exons. The coding region runs from base 56 to 1861 and encodes 601 amino acids.
AGUCAGCACCAUAAACCCAUAUCAGUCAGAUACAAAAAAUUGGGGUAGUUAAGCCAUGAGUUGUGGAAACGAGUUCGUGGAAACAUUAAAAAAAAUUGGUUAUCCCAAAGCUGAUAUUCUUAAUGGAGAAGAUUUUGACUGGUUGUUUGAGGCCACUGAAGAUGAAUCAUUUUUGAAGUGGUUUUGUGGGAAUGUGAAUGAACAGAACGUAUUGUCCGAAAAAGAAUUGGAAGCUUUUAGCAUCCUUCAAAACUCAGGCAAGCCCAUCCUAGAAGGAGCAGCAUUGGACGAAGCUCUUAAAACCUGUAAAACUUCUGAUUUGACUACACCUAGACUGGAUGACAAAGAGCUAGAGAAAUUGGAGGAUGAAGUUCAAACUCUGCAGAAAUUAAAGAACCUAAAAAUUCAGCGACGUAAUAAAUGCCAGUUGAUGGCUUCAGUAACUAGUCACAAAUCUCUGAGAUUAAAUGCUAAAGAAGAAGAAGCCACUAAAAAGCUGAAGCAGAGUCAAGGAAUUCUGAAUGUUGUGAAUACUAAGAUCAAUAAUGAACUUCAGGCUCUUACUGAUGGAAUUACGAAAUUGAUGAUGUUCUUCAAACAUUCUAAUUUAGGUCAAGGGACAAAUCCACUGGUAUUUUUAUCUCAUUUUUCCUUGGAAAAAUAUCUAAGCCAGGAAGAGCAAAGCACAGCAGCAUUAACCUUAUAUACCAAAAAACAGUUCUUUCAAGGUAUACAUGAAGUAGUAGAAAGUUCAAAUGAAGAAAAUUUUCAGCUUUUAGAUAUUCAAACACCAUCUAUUUGUGAUAAUCAAGAAAUCUUUGAGGAGAGACAACUGGAAAUGGCUAGGCUGCAGCUAGCAUAUAUUUGUGCUCAACACCAGUUAAUUCAUUUGAAAGCAAGUAAUUUGAGCUUGAAAUCAAGUGUAAAAUGGGCAGAGGAGAAUCUUCACAGCCUAACCAGCAAGGCUGUUGGCAAAGAAAAUUUGGAUGCUAAAAUUUCUAGCUUGAACAGUGAGAUUCUGAAACUUGAAGAACAAAUCAUUCAUAUAAAAGACAAAAGUUUGCCUGCUGUGGUAAGAGAGAAUGCCCAAUUAUUGAAUAUGCCAGUUGUAAAGGGAGAUUUUGAUUUGCAGAUUGCUAAACAAGAUUAUUAUACAGCAAGACAAGAGUUAGUAUUAAAUCACUUGAUAAAGCAAAAGGCGUCAUUUGAACUUCUACAGUUAUCAUAUGAAAUUGAAUUGAGAAAGCAUUGGGAUGUAUAUCGUCAGCUUGAAAAUUUGGUUCAAGAACUUGGUCAAAGGAACAAGAUGCUCUACCAGAGAUUGGAAAUGUUAACAGAUCCGUCAGUCUCUAAGCAGAUAAAUCCAAGGAAUACCAUUGAUACCAAGGACCAUUCUACUCAUAGACUUUAUCAACUUCUAGAGGGAGAGAAUAAGAAAAAAGAAUUGUUUAUAACCCAUGAAAACCUACAGAAAAUGGCUGAGAAAUUGAAACAGGAUGUUUCCUUAGUACAAGAUCAAUUGGGAAAGUCUGCUCAAGAACAUUCUUUCUUUCUGUCCAAACUGAAUAAUGAUGUGGACAUGCUUUGUGAUGCUUUGUAUCAAGGAGGGAAUCAGCUUUUGCUUAGUGAUCAGGUGUUAAUGGAGCAGUUUCAUCAAGUUGAAUCUCAACUGAAUAAGCUAAAUCAUCUCCUUUCUGAUAUUCUUGCUGACGUGAAAACAAAAAGAAAAAUUUUGGCAACUAAUAAAUUGCAUCAAAUGGAAAGAGAAUUAUAUGUAUAUUUUUUUAAAGAUGAAGAUUAUCUGAAAGAUAUCGUGGAGAAUUUAGAAAACCGAUCAAAGAUUAAUGCUGUUCAAGACUGAAAAUUACUAAAAGCCAAAUCUUUACUACACCUGCAAUGUUUUAAUAUUCUACAAGUUAGGAGAAUAUAUCUAAUAAACACUACCAAAUUUUUUAAUUUGAGGUCAAUGGAACAUUUUAUUUAAUAAAUUUUAAGUAUUAUAUCAGUUCAGUUUUUUCCUCAUAAGUCAUGUUUGUUGUACCAGUGCUUUAUAUGACUUGGACAUUUGCUAGUGGUACUUAGUCCUGGUAAAUUUUUACUUAUAGGAAAAAAGCAUUAUUAUAUAAUGCAGGUAUUUUUUUAAUACAAUUAUAUCUCUUCUUUACUAUUUUUUAUUAGAAGUAGUAAUUCUCUUAAAUUUUUUUUAAAUGUAUAGAAAUUUUGAGUCAGCAUUUUUAAAUUUGUGGACAUUAAUGUAUGAAAUAGUCAAGUCCCCUCAUAUUUAACUGUAAAGUAAAAUUCUGCUGCUCAAACAUUUCUUCAUAAUUCCCUGCUGUAGACUUUGAGACUCUUUGAAUGUUCCUUCUUGCACCACAGAGUGUGUGUCAGGUUUCCACUGGCCAUUGUUCAUUUUAGGGGCUGGGUUCUGGGGACUCAAAAGUUUCUGCAGGACGUAUCUCAGUGUGCUUUUACUUUAGUGUGACUUGUACAUCAUAAAUGACUUUCAAAUAAAAUUUGAGUUUCAAAAUGUCA